Salvelinus sp. IW2-2015 is the source of this 1972-nucleotide messenger RNA. The record is from RefSeq and is a predicted model, not a curated record. Lineage: Eukaryota; Metazoa; Chordata; Actinopteri; Salmoniformes; Salmonidae.
AUGGCCCUGAGUGGUUCCUGGUCAGAUCAGAACAGAGAAGAGAGAGCCACGAAGAGCCUGACGUUUCUUGCUGCCGAGGGCUUCGCUUAGAGUGACCCGAGCGCCAUGGAGAACCUUAGCUGUUUGUUGUUCAAUCUCUACCCGCUCCUCUUCAAUGCCUGCUACCUGCACGAGAAGGCCUUCCUCCUCCACGACCUGGUCCAAAUGCCUCUGCACGAGCUUAACCUGCAAAGGCUCCUGGGGAGGACGGUAGACUGCCAGGAGGAUCUCCUGCACCUGCCGGCAUCCUGCGUGCUGCGGCCAACCGAGACCCUCCGUAUGGUGGACCUGACUGGGCUGAAGAACACAGAGUACCAUACCUGCGCCUGUGGAUCCACUCUGGCUCGGUGGGCCCGCACCUGCAUGUGCUACGAAGUCAUGGUGGCCAUCCAGGCGGGCGACGCUGCACCCUCAGCCCUCGAGACCGAGGUGGACGUGCGCCUGAACGGCUUUGUCACCGGGCGGAACUACAAGGUGGUAGCCCAGGCCUUCCUGCUACUCCGUCACUGCCCCUUGAAGCUGCGCUUCGUCAGGUCCUGAGCCAACUCCCUGGUCCUGAAACAGCUGUUCUAUGUGCUGCGUGUGGCCCAACCGGAGGCCAUGAGGAGACUACAAAUGGUCUAUAAUGUUCACCAGGAGGCCCCGCACCUGGAGUUGCUGUUGUCCCGGAUAGAAUUCCCCCAGCUGCAGUCCCUGAUGCUGCCCGAGGUGAUGGACAUGCGAAGGUUGGGCUCGGAUGAAGAUGACCUGCUCGCGACCAUUGGCGAUCUGCUGAGCUGGCUGACUGAGCUGACAGAGCUCUACAUGGGCUUCUGCACCUUCAUCAGACACCUGCGAAGCCUGAUAAGCCCCCUGACCACCCCACUGAAAUGCCUGGAGCUGGCCAACUGUAACCUGAACUGUGUGGACAUGGCCUAUCUGACCAACAGCCUGCAAAGUGAGAACCUGGAUAAUGGUCACGACGUGUGCGGCCUCUUCCCCGCCACCCUCCACAGRCUCACCCUGGAGGAUGAACACAUGGACAUCCUGAAGAUACUGGGCAACCCUCUGAGUGCCACGGCCCUUCGCCGCCUCUUCUCGACUCGGUUCCCAGCCCUGAGGUAUUUGGAGCUGCCAGUGCCCCGGGACUGCUAACCUGAGGAUGUCACCUACCCCUUGGAUGAGACGGUCCUGCUGCAGUACAACAGGGAGAUGUUCCAGGGUCAACUGAUGGGGAUCCUUCAGGGGGUGGGGAACGUGGAGGUAGUCACCCCGUUGGGCACUUAUGACGCAGAUAUCAAUUAGACCAGUAAGGAACUGGGGGUGUCCAUGGUGAAAUCCUUCAACAGCGUCAUUGGAAACUUUGAUACCAUUUAGAUCGUGGACAACAGGAGAUCCAGAGGUAGAUUGAAGUUCAGGUAGAAUACCAUACCAGAGGGUGGGAAAGAGAGGGUUGAUAGAUCAAGGGUGUGUGCAAUACAAAGGGUUCAUCUUUCUCAAUCGUCUAUUGUGGCUUGCAACAUUUCAUUUCCACUUAUCCAAAGACGUCUAAGAAAUUAGUGCAAAUAAAAAGGAGACAACUUUAGCGUAUUGUGAUGCUUAAGGCCUUGAAAAACUUUGUUUUAUAUCCACCCAUAUGUACUGAUUCAUAAGUACUUGCAACAGAUUUUGACAAAUGUAUUGCUCCAUUAUCACAAGAUUUUUUAAACAUGCAACUGCCUUUCGAUUAUAGUUUAGUCAAUUGUUAUUUCCGCCUUCCAUUCAUGAAUGGCAGAGUAAUGCAUUCUAUAUACAUUUGAGAAUAGUACUACUUGUAUACCAAACAUGUAUUUACAUGUACUGUAUAUAUAUAUAUUCUGGUUUAGAUGUUUCCUUGUAUAUUAUGAAAAUGGAAUGAAAAUUCAAUUUUACAAAAGUGUAAAAUGUGGGAUUAAAGUGGAUUCAUUAUAAAUAA